Molecule: messenger RNA, 1352 nt
Organism: Triticum dicoccoides
Lineage: Eukaryota; Viridiplantae; Streptophyta; Magnoliopsida; Poales; Poaceae
Exons: 8
Coding region: 6-1331 (441 amino acids)
Source: RefSeq, a predicted model, not a curated record
UUUUCAUGAACCUAUCACUGAUGCUUUGCCUUUUCAUGUUCAUUCACAUAUGUCUGGUUUACCCACACAAGGGCACAAUGAUGAAUUUUACGGAGGAUGCUCCUGUAAAGAAAGGCUCUGUUCUCUUAACAAGGAUGGAAAGUAUAACGGCAUACAAAAACCAACGUGGACAACCCAAAUCUGCAACUCCAGAACAAUCUGACAUUCCAGUGUCUGCUAAUGACAUGUGCUCCCUUGCUGAAUGGCCAUCCCAUGCUCGCCGCAACCGUGCGCGACUACAGGAUGAAGCUGGUGGACAGAAGAAGAAAGGGCGAGGUGUUCUAAAAGGUUUUAAAGCAUCUAAGAAGCGUUUUGCCAAUGGAUCUGCAAAGCUAAAUAUUACAUUCUCUGAAAAAUUGGGUGGUACAGUAGGAAUGAACUAUCGUUCGUUCAAGGAUGACGUGGUAGUCAUAAUGAAAAGAAAGUUACCACUCAUUGGAGUGACGACGUGGUCGGACAUUCACCCUACCAUUCAUCGACUCAUUGUUGCAGAUAUAAUAGACAGAUGGGACCUGGAAGAUACACCAGAAACAGAAGAAAAAGUUCUCAAAAUUGCGAAAGAGAGAUAUAGAGGCUGGCGAUCAACUCUAAGCUCCACUUACAAGGCAUACAAAACAGAUGCAGCUAGAUUGGCUAAUCUGCCUGAAGAUUUACAACCAGAAGAGUGGGAAUGGAUGAUUGAGUACUUUGGCACUGAUUCAAAAUUUCAGGACCAAGCACUUGAAGAGGUUAAAAACAAAGAAGCUGAAACUGAAGGUCCACUUUCAAGUGAGCAGAAAAACAAUGUUUUCCAGACCGCUUACAAAGACACUCUGGAAUGCAAGUCAUCGCAGCCUCGUGGGUACGGAUACAUGGCCAAAACUUCAACUGGUUCUGAAAAGUUCCGUAUCCAGAUUGAAGAGCAAGCUCGUGCUACAGCAGCCACCCAGGAGCGAAACUCUCAGCUCAGCCAGCAGGUCAAUGACUUAGAAGAUCAACUACAAGCUGAACGUGCUAACACACAAGAGAGGAUUAACUUGGAGCGUGCUGAGAGAGAACAACUUGAGGAGAGGUUAAAAGAAGAGCGUGCUGAAAGGGAAAGAUUGUUGCAAGAGGAGCGAACAUCAAGACUGGAAUUUGAAAAAAACAUGAUGGCAAAGUUUGUAGAAUUGAGCAAACAGAUGGAAACCCAACAGACAUCUAGUCCUAAUAAGACUCCAGGUUCAAGGCCGACUGCUAUUUCUUCAAAUGCGCUCAUACAAGCUGCAGCAAGGCAAUCUCGAAUGUAUAAAGCAAUGGAUCCAAAGAACUAGCUGGACUGGACUCUAGAUCAC